Molecule: messenger RNA, 765 nt
Organism: Catharus ustulatus (Swainson's thrush)
Lineage: Eukaryota; Metazoa; Chordata; Aves; Passeriformes; Turdidae
Gene: HOXC8
Product: homeobox C8
Exons: 2
Coding region: 1-765 (254 amino acids)
Biological process (GO): regulation of transcription by RNA polymerase II
Cellular component (GO): nucleus
Molecular function (GO): DNA-binding transcription factor activity, RNA polymerase II-specific; RNA polymerase II transcription regulatory region sequence-specific DNA binding
Source: RefSeq, a predicted model, not a curated record
AUGAGCUCGUACUUCGUGAACCCGCUCUUCCCCAAGUACAAAAGCUCCGAGUCCCUCGAGCCCGGCUACUACGAGUGCCGCUUCCCGGGGGCCGUGGGGCGCAGCCCGGCCGUGCUGUACCCGCCAGGAGCCGCUCCGAGCUUCCAGCCCCCAUCUCACCACGUCCAGGAUUUCUUCCACCACCCUUCCGCCUCCAUCUCCAACUCGGGCUACCAGAACAACGCCCCGUGUGCCCUCGCUUGCCACGGUGGCGACGCCUCCAAGUUCUACGGCUACGAGGCGCUGCCGCGGCAGGCGCUGUACGGGGCGCAGCAGGACGCGGGGCACUACGCGGAUUGCAAAUCGUCCUCCCAAUCAUCCUCAUCCUCCGCGGCCGCGCUCGGAGCGGCCCCCGGGGGCGCCGAGGGGCAGGGGCACCUCGGGCAGAGCGCGUCCCCCAGCUUGAUGUUCCCGUGGAUGAGGCCGCACGCCCCAGGCAGACGCAGCGGCCGCCAGACGUACAGCCGGUACCAGACCCUGGAGCUGGAGAAGGAAUUCCUGUUUAACCCUUACCUGACCCGCAAGCGCCGCAUCGAGGUGUCGCACGCGCUGGGGCUCAGCGAGCGCCAGGUGAAGAUUUGGUUCCAGAACCGGCGCAUGAAGUGGAAAAAGGAAAACAACAAAGACAAACUGCCCGGAACCGGCCGGGACGGGGAGAAAACCGAGGAGGAGAACAACGAGGAGGAGGAGAAGGAGGAGGAGGACAAGGACGAGAGCAAGGACUGA